This is a messenger RNA of Acromyrmex echinatior (Panamanian leafcutter ant), 785 nucleotides long. Its product is annotated as nucleolar protein 16. Gene Ontology annotation, biological process: ribosomal large subunit biogenesis. NCBI's taxonomy places the organism in Eukaryota, Metazoa, Arthropoda, Insecta, Hymenoptera, Formicidae. The record is from RefSeq and is a predicted model, not a curated record. Gene Ontology annotation, cellular component: nucleolus.
AUGCAACACCGAUGUUUUUAGGAACAUAUUGUUAAGUUUGUUAAUGGUGUAAAUAAUUGGUGAAAUACGCACGUGCGUUGAGAAAACAUCUUGAAUAAAAUGAAAAUUAAAAGAAUCAGAAAGCUAAAGCGUAAGAAGAAGUACAAUCAGAAUGUGAAUCGAAAGAGGCUGCGAAAUAAAUUAAGGAAACAGCCGAAUAUUCCAUGUGAGCAAAUAAAAAAAGAAUGGCAGAACAAGAAUUCUAUUCGUGACAAUUUAAAAGAAAUGGGUUUGGCAUAUGAUACAAACGAGGCGGUGCAAAUUCCUAAUGUAAAACACGAGAUGUUGGAGGAUGCCAAGAGAAAAGUUAAAGGAAAUGAAGAUUUGUCAGAUCACGAAAACGAAGAAAUGAAUAUGACUGCAGCAAAAAGUUACGUGAUGGAGAAGUUGGAAGCUGAAGCAAAAGCUCCUAGAGAACGACUUCUUAAAUUGCCAAAAGGACAAGCACAAUUUCUCACUUAUUUAAUAAAGAAAUAUGAUGAAGAUUAUAAGGCGAUGUCGAAAGACAAGAAGAACCAUUAUCAAUUAACUUGGAAGCAAAUACGAGCCAAGAUAAAAAUGUUUAAGGGAAUUCCGGAACAAUAUAACAAAUUUGUUGAGAAUAGCAGUACGCAGGAAUCCUGACGUGUAUAAAUGUACAUUAGAAUUUUAUUGAGAUUGUAUUUUUACAUCGAGAUUAAUGUAUACAUAAAUCAGCGACUUAAAUACUAUUGUAAUUUGUUCUAAUUUGAUAAAAACAAAAAGAA